This is a messenger RNA of Phlebotomus argentipes, 1587 nucleotides long. Its product is annotated as mitochondrial ribonuclease P catalytic subunit-like. Gene Ontology annotation, cellular component: mitochondrial ribonuclease P complex; mitochondrion. The transcript has a single exon. Gene Ontology annotation, molecular function: protein binding; ribonuclease P activity. Gene Ontology annotation, biological process: mitochondrial tRNA 5'-end processing; tRNA 5'-leader removal. NCBI's taxonomy places the organism in Eukaryota, Metazoa, Arthropoda, Insecta, Diptera, Psychodidae. The record is from RefSeq and is a predicted model, not a curated record. Bases 29 to 1582 code for a protein of 517 amino acids.
UCAUUUGUGUGCCGGCAGUGUUUCCGAGAUGAAUUUCCUCAAGAUCCUCAGAGCAGGAAGAAGAAGUCAAUUUGUUAACGAAAAGAGUUUCUCAAUUACCACAUUUUGUGCCGACAAUCGUCGAAAAGUUGCGUUCUCAGUGGGAAAAUCAAUAGAAAAGAGUAUUAAUGACUUCCUGGACGCAUUUCUCCAUCCGGAAGCUGAUCAGUGGAGGAGUCUGAGAAGCCAGCUAUCCAGCACGGCUAACAGGAGCAAUCUUGCAAAUGUGGAUGCUACUAUAGUUAAAUUGUGUGCCACCCAGAAAAGAUUGGAGACGGCAAAGAGCUUUGUGGAGUUCCUAGAAAAGAAUCCCGAGAUCGGAGGAGCGAAUAUUACUACUCUGACGAAUCUCUUGAGGACUUACCACGCCAUAUCGCGUGACAGGACUCUCACGAAUGUUGAGGAGCUCGAAAUCAUUGAGGUGUAUGAUAGUAUGAAGAAGAAAUUCCCGGAAUUCGACGCUAAUACAACUGAAGGAGUGAUUUCUGCGCUCUCGCUGACCAGGAGAUGGAGAGAAUGCCUGGACUUGUUGAAUGGGAUUUCUAUAUACUCCCCAUCACUAUUCUCAUACACUAGCAUUGUCAAUGCCGCGUUCCGAGAGAACGAGAAAGAAAUCGCACUAAGAAUGCUGAGACAGACUGUGAAUGGCUCCAAGAUUCCCAAAUGCGAGGUAUUUCUGGCCUGGAUAAACUUCUGCAGUCGUCAUGGGGAGAAUUUGGAGGAAUUUCUACAAUUUAUUGCUCUUCACGAAGUACAAAUUUCUGAGCAUGUCAUCAAGCAGAUGGAAAAGUUCCUCCAGAUGCAAGGAAUUCCUUCCCAGCGCGCUUCUAUCAAUUCCGAGGGCGUCUGUAAUUCCUGCAACAAUCUCUUGAAAUCCGUGCAGAUCACAGAUGAGGAUUUUCAUGAGCUGCAGUGUCAAUUUCUAGACAAAGUGCUGAUAAGGAAGGAUGUCUUUGUGAAAUCCAAUCCUUCUGAAUUGGACAACUUCAGGAAGUUUCUCUCCAAGACGCCACCCUUUGACUGUGUUAUUGAUGGACUCAAUGCAUUGAAUCUCAUCGACGUUGUGAUGCACUUUUCGAGAAAGGGUCAGAAAGUACUCGUUCUGGGCAGGAAGCCGUCAAGUAAUUGGUCUCAGGAGCAGAUGAGAAUUCUGAAAAGCACUGCAAUGAUCUUCCUCACUCACAAUCUCUCCCAGGACGAUCCCUUUCUGCUGUACGCCGCUCUGGCCAGCGGAAAGCAGUGCUGCAUCGUCUCAAAUGAUCUCAUGCGGAAUCAUGCGCAUCUUCUGGAAUCUGAAAAACUGCAGAGUACCUUCCGGCGGUGGCAACACACCCACCAGUUCCGCAUGGAAUCAUCUUCGAAGGGCGAGAUGGUUCUCAAGGCGCCUCCGAUGUUCUCGGUAACGGCUCACGAGAUGAAGGGACGCUGGCAUGUGCCUUUCCGGGACGAAUAUUCCCUUCAUCAGUUGAAUUUAUUCGAAAUCCCGCAGCAAUGGUUGUGUAUUGACUUCUCCGGGAGUUGUAGCGCCCCAAAGAGACAAUAAAAAGU